Molecule: messenger RNA, 2260 nt
Organism: Nomia melanderi (Alkali bee)
Lineage: Eukaryota; Metazoa; Arthropoda; Insecta; Hymenoptera; Halictidae
Product: nucleolar protein 11-like
Biological process (GO): maturation of SSU-rRNA
Cellular component (GO): nucleolus; nucleus
Molecular function (GO): RNA binding
Source: RefSeq, a predicted model, not a curated record
UACUAGCGUAAGGGGAGUACCAAAUAGACACCUCUAACCGAAACAAAACAGAUGAUUUGUUCGCGCGAUACGCUCUACGAGAGCACGUUUUCACCUGUUCGGAUAGCUCCUCUUUCUAUAGUUCGCUGGUUCUUCGUUUCAACGUAAACACGUUUGCACAACAUUAGAGACUGUCGAGGAGAAAUACAGAAAAGGGAUUCGUAAAAGACAUGUUUGAAUUGGUAAAACAGGCGAUGAUUAUCGACAAAGUUGAUAUCGCUUUUCCUCUGAUAAAAUGAUAAAAUCGUAAAAUAGCAACACGUGCAGUAUAAACAGAGUCUUAAAACGCGUUUAAAAUGGCUAAACUUUAUUCGUAUUACACAUUAUGUCCGCUCAUCGAUCAACAAAAUUUACUAGGCGUUGAACGAGAUUCGGAAAGCGGAUGUGCAAUUGUCACAUUAGGAAGGAAUAUUGUUAUUCGAUACAAGCUACAGGAUCCAAAGCAAUUGAACAGUUGGACGAGCAAAGAUCGGUUAACGUCGCAAGUUAUAUACGAUGAAACAACGUGUCGUUACGCGGCGAUAUUUAACGAAAGAAAGUUACGUCUGUGGUCGGAGAACGAAACAGAUUUGAAUCAAAUCAAAGGUUACAAAUUUCAGUCUCCUUUACAUACCAUUCUUACGUUCGAAACUUCUCCUCCAGUCUUGGUACGCAAAGAUGGAGCUACCGCUUUAUUGGAACGGGCCAUACAAAACAGGAAGACUUGGUCCAAAGAAGGGAUAUUGCAAACCGACGAAAAGAUUCUCGAUUGCCGAUUAGUUUGUGUAGGCAACAAAGUCAAUCUGUGCCUAUUAACCGAACUCAAAGGAAUUUAUGCUUGCUUUGUAGUCAAACUGAACGAUCAAACCUAUUCCAAGGAAACCGAUCGUGCGAGGAGAAUGGAACUCAAACGAAGAUCGGAAGAGUUGGUCGGUUAUACGAUUCUUCAAACAAAGAAUAAGGCGUAUCUCUUGACGCUUUGGUCCCAUGGUAGACUGUACAGUCAUUCUUUAAUAGAACCCAACAGCGAAGCUAGUUUUAACACGCUGAUCGGCAUUAUCAAUAAUAUAGAUACUAAACAUCCAGUCGUCAUGACGCCGUUAAACGAAGCAACGGUAGCAAUUUAUGGGGCUGAUGCUUCCGAAGAAGGAGCUGUAUUAAUGAUAUACAAUGUUCAAUUCAAGUUGGUACAGGACGUGCAAAAGUUGAAAUUGUACACAAAAGAUGCAAAAUUGUGGAAAAUCGAGGACAAGUUACUACUAGCUGCUAAUAGACAUUUAGCGAUUGCACCGUAUCAUCUAGCACCUCAAAAGAUAGCAACUUUACUUGGUUCAUCUUUGCGUUUCAAAACUAACGACGAAACCGAACAGGACGACGAUAUCAUUGUAAUUCAGGAGUCGACGUUAGCCGAGUGGGAGAAGAACGAACCAAUUAUCGCUAAACACUCGACUGAAAAGUCACCUAUCAAACUUUCGAAACAGAUAUCAUCUUAUAUAAAUGAAGGAUUGAGCGACGCGGCGAUACAACAAAUAUUGAUUCCGCAAUUGAUCGAAUCGAAAGAUGUCAGAACAAUUAUAUGGUGUUUAGAUAGUUUCAAAGACUUACCGGAGAAAUUGUUAAUCGAGCUUUUGAUCUUUUCUCUUCGGAGUCCUGACGGAAUAUUUCUACCAAUGCAAAAUGGUACAAUCGAUCAUCUCCCACAGACCAAUAAUUCUUACUCGAGAAACUCCUUUCUCGACAAAAUAUUCAAUCUCACUUAUUCCGAUGUUUCUUUAUCUUCUUACCUUAAAAGUGGCUUGAACUUUGACGAAAUACUACGGCUAUUACAAUAUUUAGUACAAAAAUUAACCGAUCAGGACACAAAUCUCUACGACUGUCUUGUACAGCAACCAACGGAUAAACAAUUAUACGAAUGGUCUAGCCUUUUAUUAGAAUCUCACUAUCAACAUUACGUAUUGUCACGAGAUCCAGAAGUGUCGAUGCUUCUCAAUGAACUUAACUGUGCCUUAGAUGAUCAUAUACAACUACUAAAAGACAUGGGAAACUUAAGGCCUCUUUUAAAAAGGAUCAUUAAUGGCAAAUCGUUGAAAUUGAUACAAAAAGAUCGUAAUAAAUUUUAUGCGAUAGAGGAAAUAAAACUUUAUUAACAUGCAUUGCAGUAUACGUGAAAUAUUUCAAUCCUUCGCCCAAACGGAAAUUAAAGAGACUUCUAUCAUUUGAUCUUUCCGAGUAUCGUUUUUAU